Messenger RNA from Drosophila guanche, 745 nucleotides. RefSeq names its product receptor-binding cancer antigen expressed on SiSo cells. The record is from RefSeq and is a predicted model, not a curated record. The transcript is spliced from 3 exons. NCBI's taxonomy places the organism in Eukaryota, Metazoa, Arthropoda, Insecta, Diptera, Drosophilidae. Bases 60 to 713 code for a protein of 217 amino acids. Gene Ontology annotation, cellular component: secretory granule.
CAUCCGCGGUCACACUGAAGCAAAUAGAAAUAGCUCUUUUAAGCUAUUAUUUAUUUAUUAUGUUGCAACAAAUUAAGAUGCUGCUGCUCAGCAUCGUUACGCUUUGCCGGCGUGCCUUAUGCUGCUUCUCGCGGCGCCGCAAGAUGAGCCACAGCGGCGGUGGCAUCACAUCCAACGGGGACCAGCUAAUGGCCGUCAAUGUGAUUGUGGAGCGGGGGGAUUUUGCUACGUCUGCGGGAUCAGCAGGUGGUGCUGGCAAUCGGUCCGUAGGAAGGGAACGGGACUGGAACUCGUGGGAUGACAGUCCCAGAACCGUGGAGGAGCACAUAGAGCAAUAUCGUCAGCGCAUGGCGCAGCCUCCAACGCCGCCCAAAGAAGAGCCCGAACCAGAUUUCUUUAGUGAGCUGACACCCACCAUCAAGCCACAAGUGAAAUACUUUCUGGACGAUCCCACAGCCUCAGCUGCGUCCAGCCAAGCAACUGACUUCUCAAGACUGCAGGCCCAAGAUGUGGUACCCAUCAGCGACACUGCCGAUCUCGAGGACUGGGUGGAUGACAAUCCUGGCGGCUGGGAGGAGCUGGACACAUCCGGGACCAAGCAAAUCAUACGCGAAAAGCGGCGAGAGGCGCGCCAACAACGUCAACCCUUGACAAGAGCCGUCCAGCCGACCAUUGGAGCCCAGCGUCUGAGCGACAUUCAUCGCGUUGCGUAGCUGUCAGCUGACCUCCCCCGCCACUUCCCUUC